UAUACCAAUCUUGAGAGAGUUUGGGCAUCGGACCUAUCGAUUUGCAUAUCAUUGAAGCAAAAAGGUGUGAAAGCGAGAGAUAACUUCACAAAAUGAGGCGGUAUAAUCAACAAGUCUUUGCCAUCAUAUCAAUCUGGACAUUUUGUGGAAUACAGCUUGCAGAUGGCGGUGUGUGCUGGAGUUCUCCCCAGAACGGCAACCCGUGCUCCCAGCUCGUCAAGCUCAACAUCUCGCAGGAAGAAUGCUGUCACAAGCAAGGGCCGACGAUCUCAUGGUCGAGCCAGGAUCUCGACUUGGGUAAUCUCAUGAGGAAAUUGUUUACAUCCAGAAUAUCAUUGUCUGAGUGUAUCCCGUGCCGAGGUGAGUCCGUGAGUGACACAUGUGAAGAGAUGCAGUGUCGCGAUGACCAGAAAUGCAUAUUGGACUCGAACAACCGGACCCGCUGCAUCUGCCAGCCGCGGUGCGAUGACAUUCAGUACGACGGACCGGUAUGCGGAACGGAUAACUUCCAGUACCGAUCAAUAUGCGACCUCCGCACCGAACGGUGUCACCGGUCCAGCGAGGUCGAAGUGGCGUACUACGGACGAUGUCAGAGAUCCUGCGAUGGAGUAACGUGUCCGCGAGGACGCCGUUGCGUCGAAGACCAGACAGGGCGACCUCACUGCGUUCUCUGCUGGGCGGUGUGUAGCUAUCCCAUCGGUGAUCUCGAUUACGCGUGCGGUCGUGAUCAGAUCACCUACGAAUCGCGGUGCCAUCUCCGACUUAGUUCCUGCCUCAUGGGGAGAGCCGUGGGCAUCGCUCACAGAGGAAGAUGCGAAAAUUUCACGACAUGUUCUGCGUUGAGCUGUGUUCGCGGCAAGCAGUGUGUAAUGGAUUACAUGGAGGAGGAACCACGCUGUGUCUUGUGUAACAUCACCUGUCCCGAAAGGUGGCUCACUGGUCCCGUCUGCGGGAGUGACGGCGUUACGUAUCCCACACAGUGUCAUCUUCACAACCACAUGUGUGCGAACAAUACCUACGUUUUCGUGGACAGACGCAGCCCGUGCAACGUGGAAAACACAAACAGCAUCGAGGAAACUGGGUCUAUCGACCACACAACAUUCCUCGACAUCGUCGAGCCAAUCGCUGUCCCACUCGGUCAGGUCAACAAAACAGAACGAUCGGCGUUGCUUCAGAGAUCGAAUGCGAUAUCACGAAUCGACAAGGAUUUGGACGUUACGACGGAGAUCAUCGAAGUCGAAACGACGAUCGUAACUGAGAUUGAAGAUGUUCAGGAUCCGCUGGUUGUGACUGACGGUGAUGGCCGUGACGGUGAAGGCAGCUCGAAUAAGAGGCAGGCCGAUCCUGCUUCAGCUGGUAUGGGCGAGGCAUAGAGACUUGGAAUGACAUUUGGAAGAAAAGAACAAUAAAGAAUAGAAACUUGCUAAUUAAUGAGCAUGGGUAAAA
Molecule: messenger RNA, 1446 nt
Organism: Lytechinus pictus (painted urchin)
Lineage: Eukaryota; Metazoa; Echinodermata; Echinoidea; Temnopleuroida; Toxopneustidae
Product: follistatin-like
Exons: 6
Coding region: 93-1373 (426 amino acids)
Biological process (GO): anatomical structure development
Molecular function (GO): protein binding; extracellular matrix binding; collagen binding
Source: RefSeq, a predicted model, not a curated record